Nezara viridula (southern green stink bug) is the source of this 454-nucleotide messenger RNA. The record is from the annotation of a GenBank genome assembly. NCBI's taxonomy places the organism in Eukaryota, Metazoa, Arthropoda, Insecta, Hemiptera, Pentatomidae.
AUGGUUACUACUGGAUACAUUGUGGGUCCUGAGGAAUACAGACCGGUUGGAAGUAUCUGCUUACCCAGCUCCAGUAAGGAGCUCGUCUGGAGCUAUAUCAAGGGCUGCGUGGGAGUGGCCCUGCUCUGGAGGAAUUCUUACACGGUAUCGGGUCAACACGCAGUUCAAAAUUGGCUGCUUUGUUCCAACUGCCCGCUUUCUACUGCCUGUUUUAUUUUCAUGUCAGCUAUUUUUACUCAUUUAAAUAAACAAUAUAAACAAAUCCGUUCCUAUAUGUUUUUCGGAACUGAAGUUCAACUACAGGGUUGGGCUAUGGAUGUUUACGUCGUCAGAGAUAUAUACAACGAUAAAAACUUUUGACAAUUCCUUAAGAUCAAUGGCUUGUCAAAUCCUGGAAGUUUUUUCUUGUUCAAGUAAAAUUUGAACACAAUUAAAUGGUCACGGAAGCAUUAAU